AUGUUCUUGUUGUUACUAUCAUUACGAAGAUAUAAUAAUAGUAACAUUAGUAGAGAAAUCGAUACAAAGCUUAUUUCAAUGUUUCCCGAAUGUAAUGGACGACUUUUGACAAAAAAUUUAGAUCAAAACAAAAAUCUCGACAUUUUCAAAACAUUGAGUAAUGACGAAUAUUUAUGUGUAUAUGGAUCAUUGAUUAUUGGAGCAAAUUCUUCAAUAUCUGCAAAUGUUUUCUAUCCAAAACUUGAUUCGAGGUUACAAAUUUCGAUAACUAACAGUACAAUCGUUGAUCCAUUUGUAAUAACAAAUAAAAUAGAUACUGAAGACAUUUAUACUGCUAUAUAUGAUAUUAAUCCUUUAUCCAAAGUUUAUUGCUCGAAUCAACUCCAAAACUGUGAAAUUCAGAUAUCAUUCAUUCAACAACCAUAUCAUAUUUCAACUGAAAUAACAAAUAAUGGAGAAAAUAUCAAAAUUGAAGAUGAAAAUGUUGUUUAUAUUUCAUCAGAUGAUAACUUCUCUGUUGAUGAAAAUGUUUCGUUAGAAAUAUCUAAAGAAACAAUCAAGUAUAAAACUUUAUCAGUAUUCAUUACUGGAAAUAAUAAAAAGAUUCUAAAAUACGAAAAGAAUGAUAAUAUAUUUGAUAUAUUCACUUAUAAUAUAAUCGAUAAAGAAGCAAAUCCAAAUAGUAUUCUUUUCUUCACAUCAUCAAAAAAUAUCAACUCAAUACUUCCUGCACAAACACCAAUUCCAAGUCCAGUUCCUACUCCAAUUCAAACACCAUUUAAUACACCAUAUCAAACAUUAUCUCCAACCUUGGACCGUUAUGUGAGAGUUAAAACAUUUAUACAUAUAGAAGAAGGUAUAUUAACAGAAACAGAAAUUAUAAUUGGUGUACGACAUGCAAAAAGGCUUAACAAAGCAAAGAAAUUAGAAAAUACAAUAGCAACACGAAUUGAAUAUCACAAAACACAUCCAAUUAUUAAAGAAGUAGAACAUUUAGAUAUUUAUUAUGAAGAUUUCGUUUUAAUGGGAAAUCAUCAGGCAAAAAAUGAUUUAAAAAUUCAUUCAGAAAAAAUAGAAGAACUGAAAGAAACAAAGAAUUAUUAUCCAAAUAACACUACAAUUGUUCUUAGAACAAACAAUGGUGCGAAGAGGCUUGUAGAUUUAAUUGAUGUUUCACAUCCAAAGCCUACAUCAAAACCAGAUGUUGACGCUGGAGUUAAAUUCCCAUAUUUGAUAGUAUUUUUAAGCGUUUUUGGUGCAUUAAUUAUUGCCUCUACAAUAGCUAUUGUAAUAGUAAUCUGUAUUAGACGAAAUCAUAGAGAAAAAACUUCGUCUGAUUCAAUAACAUGCAACACAUCAGAUGCUUACAAUUAA
This is a messenger RNA of Trichomonas vaginalis G3, 1374 nucleotides long. RefSeq names its product bifunctional inhibitor/lipid-transfer protein/seed storage 2s albumin superfamily protein family. The transcript has a single exon. The record is from RefSeq and is a predicted model, not a curated record. NCBI's taxonomy places the organism in Eukaryota, Parabasalia, Trichomonadida, Trichomonadidae. The coding region runs from base 1 to 1374 and encodes 457 amino acids.